This is a messenger RNA of Agrilus planipennis (emerald ash borer), 3840 nucleotides long. It is a transcript of the gene IntS3, whose product is annotated as integrator complex subunit 3 homolog. Gene Ontology annotation, cellular component: cytoplasm. The coding region runs from base 281 to 3397 and encodes 1038 amino acids. The record is from RefSeq and is a predicted model, not a curated record. Lineage: Eukaryota; Metazoa; Arthropoda; Insecta; Coleoptera; Buprestidae. The transcript has 4 exons.
UAAGUUUUUAGACUUUAUUUAUAAGCUAAAGUAGAAAUAAAGGUCGUAAUUGGUGAUUUUUCGAUUUUUUAAGUGUAAAUACAAUAGCACUUUGUAAAAUGUGCUUUUGAGUUUAACCGUUCGGUCAUUCGUACUGCCUUUAUGCGCGUUGAACGACACCACGUAUAUAUCAGCGGCGCUUGCUUUAUACACAACAUUUUGUUGGAGGACGGGAAAAUGUUGGGACCUCCGAUAUUUAAAAAACGUGCGUAAAUUAUAACGGUGUCGACAUCGUAAUAGUAUGGAGCAGGCGAAAAAUCAGCCAUCGAGAUUGUUCUUAACGUCUCCGGUCGAAAAUAAAGACGAUUUAGAAGAGAAAUUAGAACGCAGUUAUCAAACUCUCCAAAGCUUAACUUCGGGUCUUAGUGAUAAGGAUGCUCACGACGCAUUAAACAACGCCCUUUUAAAAGAAAAAGGUUACGAGGAAGUGUCGUUUGGACUUUUAGUUUCCAUAUUAACAGAACCUCAAAAUGCAAGCAAGUCUUACAGGGACCUCACACUCAUUACACGAGAUGGAUUCGGUUUAGUUUUGACCCAUUUGUCUCAGUUAGUUUUGGAGAAGUAUUUGAAAUUCAAAGAUGUGGCCAAAUCACAGUUAAUAUGGUUAGUACGAGAAAUGAUCAAGAAUUCUGUUACCAAUGUAGACAAUCUCUGUUGGAAUUUGAUGAGACAUGCAGCAGGAGGUGACACAUCAAUUAGAAAUGUCACAUUAGUCGAAUCUCUUUUAGACAUUUAUAUUGAAUAUAGGAACUGGUUAGAGAAGUUUCCUGUUCUUUUGGCCUCGGUUGUUUACACAUACUUAAGGCUUUUAGAAGAUCACAACGCGCCUUAUCUAAGCAAUUUGAAACAGAAGGAAGUGAAUUUUUUAAUUAAUUUGUUACGAGAGAAGUUCUACGAAUGUUUAGUGAUAGGUAGAGACCUGGUGCGGUUACUUCAGAAUGUUGCUCGUAUUCCUGAGUUUGAACAGUUGUGGCGGGACAUUCUGCUGACACCUAAGAGUCUGUGUCCAUCAUUCACUGGUAUUCUGCAACUGUUGCAAAUGAGAACGUCACGCAGAUUUUUACAAUCGAGACUGACACCAGAAAUGGAGAAGAAAUUGGUGUUUCUCACAUCUCAGGUACGAUUUGGUAAUCACAAACGUUACCAAGAGUGGUUUCAGAGACAAUAUCUGGCCACUCCUGAAUCGCAAAGCUUAAGAUGUGAUAUGAUUAGGUUUAUUGUUGGUGUUAUACACCCGACAAAUGAACUGUUAUGUUCGGACAUUAUCCCACGUUGGGCUGUUAUAGGUUGGUUACUUACUACUUGUACCUCGACUGUUGCCGUUUCUAAUGCUAAAUUAGCGUUGUUUUAUGAUUGGCUGUUUUAUGAUAGUGAAAAAGAUAACAUAAUGAACAUAGAACCUGCAAUCCUUGUUAUGCACCAUUCGAUGCGUUCGCAUCCCGCUGUUUCCGCCACAUUGUUGGACUUUUUAUGUAGAAUUAUAGCUAAUUUUUAUCCCCCGUUGAGUGAUAAAGUUCGUGCCGGAAUAUUCUCAUCGUUACGGCAAAUAUUGGAUAAACGAGUACUUUCAUCUUUACUACCGUUAUUCGAUAACUCCAAACUGGAUCGAGAACUUCGACUGAUGGUCAGAGAAACAUUCAAAGAAUUCUGUUCCUCAUCAUCGGAAAGCUCGUCGAAAAUGGACGAUUGUUUAUCAUCUCAAGGCUCAAAAUUAGAUGAUGGAGAUAUGUUACAUGUGCGUACAAAUAAUUCUUUAAAUAAUCAUAUUUUAGAGGAACCUGCCUUCAGCGACGAAGAAGACGACCAGUCAACGCCAAUACACGCCCCAGAAGAAGAUACGGACGACGAUGAUAUACCACUAGCUAAAGUUAGAUUAAAGGAGAAAACGGUCGAUAAUAAAAACGAAGAAUUUUUACUCAAAAGUACUUUAAGAACUUUACUGAGCCAGUUACAAAAUGAAAAAAUGAAAGAGAAAAGAUGUGAGCUUACAGAAAGGCUGAUAGAUGAUAUAUUAAACACUGACAUAGAACCUGAAGCACUAAGAACUUUAGCAGAGAUGUUGUACAGUAUUAUCCAAACUGACUUGAAAGAAGAUGUACUUCCAAAAGAACUGACUCAAGAAAAUCUUCUAGAGAGUAUUCGAUCUCCACUUUUUACUCUGUUUAAGUCACUGUACAAUUUUUUCAAGAAGGAAGAUGAAAGUAAAGACCAACUUCUAAAGCUAAUUAGUGAAAUUUACAAUUUCUUCCCAAGUGUAGGCUAUUUGUUGUUAUAUUUUCUUAAAAUUCAAGUAAGGACCGAGUCUUACAGGGAAGAUGUUUCAAAAUUGAAUUCAUUAAAGACGAGUGUUUACAAAGAGUUUUGCCACAGUGUCGAAAAGAAGCUGGAUAUGUGCUUGUUGGACGAUUUGACGACAUGUCACGUGAAUGACACAACCUUAAUGUGUUGGAUAGUGCCUGACCUUUACAAAGACUUCAAGCAACAAAUGAUUAAUAAUGCUCAAAUAUUGCGGGUAAUAGUUUCAGCAAUAGACGCGAAACAACUUCAGGAAUUCAUCUUCUUGGUCAUGCAGGGACAACUAGUGAUGUUCAAAAUUGACAAUUUACAAUCUUUAUUGAAAACUAGUUUAUCAUGGGAAACAAUAGAACAAUUUUUCCUUUGGCAGCUGUUGCAAGCUCACGACAUCACGAUGGACGCCGUAAUACCUCUCAUUUCCAGCUUGGAUCCAAAUAAACAUCCAGAAGCUUUAACAGCCAUCACUCUCAUGUCGAAACAGGACAAGCCGAAUGCUGAUGUGAUAAAGUAUUUGUUCUCUAGAGACGUAUUAGACGAUGACAAUUUUGGCUUUAGCAUGUUGAAGUAUUGGUGCGAAGAUUAUUUGGACAAAAUAAGCGACUUCGUUUCGAAUUUACUUUGUACGCGAUAUCCUCAAGCGUCUCCUACUAAGCGGAAGAGAUCAAGCAAUAAAAGUAUCAGUGCGUCGGUGCCCAGUGCCGAUCAAGUGCUUGGACAUUUGGAACAGAUCCGUCACCACUGCGAAGUCACCAAUGACGACACAUUCAGCUUGUUCAGCACGGAAUCGAUGCAAAGGGCUCUGCAACUAGCCUACAGCAAUAGCAGUGACAGUCAGAAGAAGCAGUUCAACAAGCUCUUCUCGUUAGCCGAAGAAGAAGAAGAUGUUGUAACCAGUAAGAGCAGGUCGCAGGCGAGGGGAAGGAAAGCAGCUAACAAGCCAGCACCCAAAAGAGCAGUGACGAAAGGCAUUUCGGACACGUCCGAAGAAAGCAGUGAGGAUGAAGACUUUGUGAUGCCAAAACAAGCCAAGAAAAGAAAAAAGGUUGUUUCUGACAGCGAUUGACAGAAAAGUGUAUCUUUAACUGAAGACUUUCCAUUAGAGAUAGUUGGGCUGUACGUCGCAAGCAUCAGGCUUGAUUUACCACCAGGUCGAAGCCUCAUCUGUUACUACAUCAUUUGAUUAUAGUAAAUUUUUUGCAUGGGAAGUGCAAUUUGUGAUAUUUGUUGAUACAGAAGAAAUAAAUCCCAAAAAGGUUGCUACAACAACUAAAAAGCUGAACUAGCUAUAUCGCUACGCGGUUAUCGAAGGGGGAGACAAAGUCUUUGUGUGUCACUCCCCCCCAUUUCUCGCCCUCUUUCGAAAACAACAACAACCCGUUUACACACUGCCCUAAAAGAUUUUCCGGGGAAGAACUGUAGUACCUCCACUCUGCUCUAUAAAUAUAAAUAAUAAAAUAAUAAAUUUCGAAUCGUUGUCUAUGAAAAUAUUUUUUAUUAAGUUUGUAA